GCUCCGAGCACCACCAUGCGGGACGAGGAGCCCCCCCUGCCGCCCCCCUCGCCCGGCGCCGCGCGCUCCGCGCCCUCGCGCCUCCGCCGCACUCUACACACGCUACGAACGCCGUUCCGGCCUGGUUCGCCCUUCCACAUCGGCUUGAUCAAGCGCACAGGCUCCUCCAAAUCCGUUGCCUCAGACGGUGAGAUCGGCCGCGACGAACGCACGAUGCGUAAGCGAAACAAGAAAAACCGUGACGCGGUCAGCGACGCGUCGCGUAGCACCGACAGCUCGCCCGGCGUCGACAAGAAGAAGAAGGAGGGGAGCACGUUUAUGCGCAGGAUGGGCAGUUUCGGCAAGAAGCGCGCAGGCGAGUCCCCACAACCACCCUCAGAAACUCAACCAUCUACCUCGGAAAAAUCGGAACCACCCGUAGAACACCCGCUUUCGCAACCCUCCGAGCCGGAGCAGCCAACCCCCGAACCAGUGCAGCCUACCCCUGAGCCAGUGCAGCCUACUCCUGAGCCCGUGCAGUCUACUCCUGAACCUGAGCAGCCCACCCCUGAGCCAGUGCAGUCUACCCCUGAACCUGUGAAGCCUACCCCCGAACCUGAGCAGCCUAAUCCCGAACCUGUAAGUCCUAUAGCGGUAGAGCACCCUGUUGCAAUCCGCCCUUUCAGUAAAGCCGCUUGGAAGCGCAACAGUGAGCCUGAAAUGGAGAAGCCUGUGGAGGACCCCAGCCCGGAGAGUGCACUGCGGCGGCGCAUUGCAUUCGUAGCGCAGGCGUCGGCGUACCUGUCGGAGGAGCACGAGGACGGGGAGAGGGGGGGCGCGGAGGUGGGGUCGCUGGAAGAGGCGGUGGCGCUAGCGCGCGUGCGGCUGGCCGUGCCCGCGCCGCCCUCGCCGGCACUGUCGCGCGACACCGACACGGAAGAGGAGGGGUACUCGGACGCCAUGCCCGCGUACGGAGACCUCAUCGAGCCCGACGGCAGCGCCGGCAGCGACGGCGCAGCGUCCCACGCAUCCCCGAGCGCUGAGCGUCGGGAACAUCUAUACAAGAUCCUGGUGAUAGGAGAACUGGGAACUGGGAAGACGUCCAUCAUCAAGCGAUAUGUGCACCAAUUCUUCAGCCAGCAUUACAGAGCAACCAUCGGUGUGGACUUCGCGUUGAAAGUAUUGAACUGGGACGCGAAUACUAUCAUUCGUUUGCAGCUAUGGGAUAUUGCGGGUCAAGAGCGCUUCGGCAACAUGACCCGCGUAUACUACAAGGAGGCUGUGGGAGCGUUCAUAGUGUUCGAUGUGUCCAGGGUUGCGACGUUCGAUGCCGUGGUCAAGUGGAAGAACGACCUCGACGCUAAGGUCCAGCUGCCCGAUGGAUCACCCAUACCUUGUAUAUUGCUGGCAAAUAAAUGCGACCAACAAAAGGAAGGCAUAGUGAACUCUCAAGCCAAAAUGGAGGAGUACUGUCGCGAAAAGGGCUUCGCUGGUUGGUUCGAGACGUCCGCCAAAGAAAACAUCAACAUUGAGGAGGCGGCCAGGUCACUAGUUAAUAAGAUCCUAUUAAACGACAAACUACUCCAGAGCAACGACAACAGGGAUGGUGACAAGUUCGCGCUUGACCACAAGAUCGCUAACGGCGAGAACAGUCGGGAUGGAACCACAAAGUCAUGCUCAUGCUGACCAUUCACCGACCGCCAUUCGUAAUGGCCCAAUCACAACGCGUCACACAAACGCUCUUCUACCCAAGGACCAAUCACGUUUGAAUCCAAAUUUUAAAAUAUGUUUUUAAAUUGCACUUUUGUUUUUAAAUUAGGAAUUAUGGGAAUUCGAUUUUGGAACAAUUCAGCUUAAAUUAUUAUAAUCUCAAUUUGUAAUUUAUCUAUGAUUCGUUGCUCGAUUACUGACUCUGCCUCGGACUUGUUCUUUGUAUAAUAAGAAUAAAUCUUUAAUUUUCUGUUCAAUCCUUUUAGGAUUUGUCUUCCUUCUUAGCUUUUUUACAAACUUACUAACUAUACUGUAACAAUAAGAUAUUAUUUCUGAACUAGGCCUCCAUGUCUCUGCAGUAAAGAGGUUGAUCAAAGUGCCUAUGAUCGAAUUUAUUUUGUUUAAGUAAUGUGUUUGACUCUGAAAGCUGUAUAGGGUCACGUGCCAUUUGGCUAAAGUCAUAAAUAUAUGGAAUAUUAUGAUAGUGUACUAUACGGUUAUUGUAAUAAGUAUUAUCUACUUAUUGUAUGCGAGUGUGAAAGUUGUUACUGUAAAAUAAAAUGUUUAGUGAUGGA
Helicoverpa zea (corn earworm) is the source of this 2264-nucleotide messenger RNA. It is a transcript of the gene Rab32, whose product is annotated as ras-related protein Rab-32. The record is from RefSeq and is a predicted model, not a curated record. Lineage: Eukaryota; Metazoa; Arthropoda; Insecta; Lepidoptera; Noctuidae. Gene Ontology annotation, biological process: phagosome-lysosome fusion; endosome to lysosome transport. Gene Ontology annotation, molecular function: GTP binding; GTPase activity. The transcript has 5 exons. Gene Ontology annotation, cellular component: lysosome; trans-Golgi network; phagocytic vesicle. Bases 16 to 1665 code for a protein of 549 amino acids.